AGAAGAAAUCGAUGUGUCACGUGACAGCUUGAGGAUUCUCUCAUGUGAUCUUCCCGACCUCCCGUCAGCUCUGACCGAUCUGUGCGUGAUACGUUUGUUGGCUCUUGGUAUCGUUCACGCGAGUGUCAGAAGAAUCAUUAUUAUCGGACAAACAUGGGAGCGUCCGCGUUACCUGUAGCAAUUUUUACGAUUCUCUGGGGCGUCGUAGCGAUCGUAGGAAUAACUUUACCGCUUUUCGUCCCUAAGGGACCAAAUCGUGGGAUACUGCAGGUUCUACUAAUAUUGACAGCUUUUACGUGCUGGUUAUUUUGGCUCUGCUGCUACAUGGCACAAAUGAAUCCAUUAAUUGGACCAAGGUUAGAUAAUAUAACAGUACUGGUCAUGGCUGAGCAAUGGGGCAAUCGUAUUCCAGGUGCAGCAAGAACUUCGCAAUAGAAACUUUUGAUUUUAAUUAAUCGUUUAUGCAUUCAUGCAUUCCCUAACAUAUAUAUGGUUUUUAAUAACAAUGUAUAAUUAUCCAGAAAUGAAAUUGAAUGCUAAUAUGUAAUAAUUAAUUCGGAUUUUACGUUAUGAUUGAAAAUUUCGUUAUCAUUGAUGAAGAGAUAAUGCUUCUGUAUAUAGGAUAUCUAUCGUUACUACCUUUUUAGGAACGUGUAAAAAGUUUCAGUGUGUUAUGUAUAUUUAUCUAUAUUUACGUGCCUAUAUGAACUAUAUAUAUACAUACAUAUAUGGAUAUUGUAAUAAAAAAUGUGCUAAUAUAGUAUUAUAAUUGAAAAAAUAUAUCCUACUAAGUAUCUAAAUGUUCUACUAGCUGUGUUGUACGUAAUUAAGAAUAUAUAUAUAUAUAUA
Ooceraea biroi (clonal raider ant) is the source of this 849-nucleotide messenger RNA. RefSeq names its product V-type proton ATPase subunit e 2. Gene Ontology annotation, cellular component: plasma membrane proton-transporting V-type ATPase complex; proton-transporting V-type ATPase, V0 domain. The record is from RefSeq and is a predicted model, not a curated record. Gene Ontology annotation, biological process: proton transmembrane transport. Lineage: Eukaryota; Metazoa; Arthropoda; Insecta; Hymenoptera; Formicidae. Gene Ontology annotation, molecular function: proton-transporting ATPase activity, rotational mechanism.